Molecule: messenger RNA, 948 nt
Organism: Cordyceps fumosorosea ARSEF 2679
Lineage: Eukaryota; Fungi; Ascomycota; Sordariomycetes; Hypocreales; Cordycipitaceae
Product: mitochondrial DNA replication protein
Exons: 3
Coding region: 1-948 (315 amino acids)
Biological process (GO): alpha-ketoglutarate transport; mitochondrial citrate transmembrane transport
Cellular component (GO): mitochondrion
Molecular function (GO): tricarboxylate secondary active transmembrane transporter activity
Source: RefSeq, a predicted model, not a curated record
AUGGUCGCCGCCGCCGCUCCGUCCGCCUCUGGAGGCGAGAAGUUGGAGAAGAAGCCCGUCAAGUUCUCCAAUCUGCUCCUCGGCGCCGGUCUCAACAUGUUUGAAGUCACCACCCUCGGCCAACCCCUCGAGGUCACCAAGACCACCAUGGCCGCCAACCGUGGCGACGGCUUUGCUGCGGCCUUGGGACGCAUCUGGUCUCGAGGUGGUGUUCUCGGCUUCUACCAGGGCCUCAUCCCCUGGGCCUGGAUCGAAGCCUCCACCAAGGGCGCCGUCCUCCUCUUCGUCGCCUCCGAGGCCGAGUACUAUGCCCGCUCCUUUGGCGCCUCCGAGUUUGGCGGCGGCAUCGUCGGCGGCAUGACGGGCGGCGUCGCCCAGGCCUACGCCACCAUGGGCUUCUGCACCUGCAUGAAGACGGUUGAAAUCACCAAGCACAAGCAGGCCGCCGCCGGCGUCAAGCCCCAGUCCACCUUUGCCACCUUCAUGGACAUUUACCGCAAGGACGGCAUCAAGGGCAUCAACAAGGGCGUCAACGCCGUCGCCAUCCGCCAGAUGACCAACUGGGGCUCCCGCUUCGGUCUCAGCCGCCUCGCUGAGGGUGGCAUCCGCAGCGCCACGGGCAAGGGCGAGAAGGAGAAGCUGAGCGCCGGCGAGAAGAUUGUCGCCUCCGCCAUCGGUGGUGGUCUCUCCGCCUGGAACCAGCCCAUCGAGGUCAUCCGCGUCGAGAUGCAGUCCAAGACGGACGAUCCCAACCGCCCCAAGAAGAUGACGGUCGGCAACACCUUCCGCUACAUUUACAACUCCAACGGUAUUGCUGGUCUCUACCGUGGUGUCACUCCCCGCAUUGGUCUUUCCAUCUGGCAGACUGUCUGCAUGGUUGCCUUUGGUGAUAUUGCCAAGACGUAUGUCGAGAAGCUCACCGGCGAGCAGGCUACCGCUAAGCAUUAA